ACGCGCGGAGGCACAUCAGCGCGCUUCGCGAAGAGAUCCGGCAGGAGGCCGAGCGGGAGAGGCGGCAGCAGGCGCAGCUGGAGGAGCAGCACCGCAGGCUGCGGGAGGAGCUCCGCGAGGUCCGCGAGCGGCCGGAGGAGUACCGCAGGCGGUGGAAGGAGCAGUUCUUGUGGCAGCCGCAGUUCCAGCCCCGACGCAUCCUCGACCCCUCGACGCGGACGAGCUCCUCGGCACCCUGGACCGGACAGGACCUCGCCGCGCUCGAGGCCGCCACGCGCCCGCCGCACGUCGACCGGGACAGCGGGAAGCUCCCCGGGGGCUCGGUGCGGGAGCCCGCGGAGCAGCACCGCAAGACCGGCUCCUCGCUCCCCACCCUCGGCGAGGGGCUCGGCGCGGGGGCGCCGCUGGCACCGGAGGGCGCCCGGCCGCCGCGCCCCCAGGGAGGCCCGGCGGCGAGCGGCUCGUGCGCUCCGUCGACGAUCGCCUCGGUCCCGAGCAGCUGCACCGUCGCGCAGGCCGCGGAGAACUGCGGGAGGGCCUGCGCCAGCGUCUGCAGCUCCUGCCGGAGGGUGGCCGCGCACCCGAGCUCGGGCUCCGUGGCGCGGGCGCCUCGGGAGCUCGAGAAGCGGUGGUCUGUUGCGACGGUUGGAGGAUGGAUGCUUGAUGACCUCAUCAUUGUGGGCGAUAGACUCCUGACUAAACUCCAGCAGAGGCUGGAGGCAGUGUUUUGCGACGGCGGCGACGUCACCAUAAACUUGGGAGCCGAACUCACGAUGUUGUACUUUGUGUUUGGAAUCAAGCUUGCGGCUGGAUGUGAGGACGGCGAUUUCAACGCUCACGUAAUCGGCUACGCCACGGGCAGAAUUCCGAUUCUCUGGACGCCGUUUAAUCCAGUGCCCAUGGUCGAUGGAGUGUUCAGCAUUAAGUGUGACAAGGGGCCGAAUCCUCCGAGUUGGUCGUAUCGGGGAUCUGCUCUUGGCGCCAUGCUUGCGGCCGGCCCUUUCAAGGCUGCCGUGUCUCUGCCGCCCUGGCCAGAAUUCAGUCUCCAGCUCGGCUACACUUUCAAGGGGACCCUAAUUCCCCUGCCGCUGCGUCGAGCCCAAACGGCAGCCACCGAGCCAGAGCUGGAGGGGCCGAAGUCGGUGCUGCCCGUGCUGAAGUCUCUGUCCGGGGCCGUCUCCGACCCCGGCUUCGGGAGCGAGCUGCCAGACCCCAAGCCUAUCCUGGAAGGGGUCCGCAACGCGUCGCUCCAGAAGGCCAAGCUCGAUUGGGACAUCGGUGCCAGGAUCUUCAUCACCGUAACCAAGAACUUCUGUUUCACCUGCGAUGCUUGGGGGGAGGAGCCUGCUUUGGUCACGGGCCUUGUCGGCAUGGCCACCCCGUACAUAUGCCAAAUGAGUGGGGCGACUGCGGGAUCCUCCUGGUGUGCGCUGACUCGCGCCCAGUGCUUCGCCGCGGUGGCAGCUUGGGAGCAGAGCGGAACCACGUGUGCUUGCAUGCUUGGCGACGCGAUGACGUCGGGGGUCUGUUCUGAACAGGCUGGAGCCAGGGCCAGUGAGGGGUCGUCCAACUUCCAGGUCUGCCGGAAUCAGAGAUACACCUGUGAGACUGGGAGCGGAAUCGCGUGCAAGAGCUGUGUCUCGCCGCAGUCGCGAUUGGCGCAAGACCACUGCGAGACCUGUAACGAUGGCUUUCAGCUGGCCGGCUAG
Messenger RNA from Prorocentrum cordatum, 1709 nucleotides. The record is from the annotation of a GenBank genome assembly. NCBI's taxonomy places the organism in Eukaryota, Dinophyceae, Prorocentrales, Prorocentraceae.